Messenger RNA from Aspergillus tubingensis, 450 nucleotides. RefSeq lists its product as uncharacterized. The transcript is spliced from 2 exons. The record is from RefSeq and is a predicted model, not a curated record. Lineage: Eukaryota; Fungi; Ascomycota; Eurotiomycetes; Eurotiales; Aspergillaceae. The coding region runs from base 1 to 450 and encodes 149 amino acids.
AUGUCGGAAGACGAUAAUUCUGAACGCGGCCAGCUCCACACCAACGAGGAGAAGCAUUUGCGUCUUCCUUACCCUAAGGGAGCCAGUCCACUAGAAAAUGUCAAGCACAGGGCGGGGGAGGCCUUCGAGGCUAAAACGGGGUUGAUGCUUGCCCAUGACCCAGUCACAGUUCAGGGCUCGGUUCCGAGUGCCGCCCGUGCCGGUUUGCCGAUGAAACUCUGGCAACAACCAGGACGAUCCUGUGCGAAACUCUGUUUUUGCGAUCCAGAACGUCUGCGCCCCUUCUUUUUAGGUAUCCAUGCUGAUUCUGGCGGCCACCACCCAGUGGCCCGUGUUCCGAGCGGACGUUGCAGGUCCAAAUAUGAUAGUGCUGGCAAUUGCGCAGUUCCUGCGCGAGCCCAAAGAGGUGACUCGACACGUGCCAAGACCAGCCCCAUACCAUUCUUCUGA